UCUUCUCUGUUUGGCGUAUCCCAAAAUAUAAUUCUCAUUCAAUGCAAUUCUUCGGUCAAAUUCCUAAGGCCACGAGAUUUUCGUUGUCGUAAUAACGCGUUAUUUUUCUCCUCUUCCAACCUACCAAAUCAUAUAUUAGUAUUCACCAAACCAAUUUCAUUUUUAGUUCAAUUAAAAUAUUUAUAUUUGUAAUUAUUCAAAUUAACUCCAACACAAACCAAUUGCAUUCCCUCUCUAAACCCUUCUCUUUUUCUACACCUUAACUAUCUUGCUUUCUUCAUCUUUUGUCAAAACCUUAUCUCUAAUCACUUGUUUAUAAUAUAUAUUUAUACAUAUAUAUAAUUUUUUUUUUCUAGCAAGAAGAGUAUUUCUAUAAUUUUCUUGCGCGCUCUUCGAUUUUCUAUGCAAUUAGCAAAACAGGUGUAGAUUAGAACAGUAUUUGAAGUUGAAGCAUUCAGGAAAAAAAAUGGGAGGGGUUUGUUCAGGAGGUACUACUAAGCGAAGCAUAAAACCUGAAGGAAAUAGUACUUUGGGAUUUUCUGGGAAACUGAAGAAAACGAACAGCGCUGUUAAGCCGAAAGAGAAGUCGUAUUCAUACUCUGAUGCAUAUAAUUCCGGUAAAACACAGCAGACUUACGGUCCCGACGAUCGACGAUUGUCGUUUUCUAGCGAAUUAAAGCCGUCAACACCGGCCAGAACGGGAGUUACCAAGGUAGCACAAAAGAGCUCAGUCAUAGGAAGAGCUGGCAUUGUUGGACUGGAGAGGGCAGUAGAAGUAUUAGAUACACUUGGAAGUAGCAUGUCGAAUUUGAAUGCCAGUGGUGGCUUUAUCAGUGGCGUGACAAGGGGGAAUAGAAUAUCGAUUUUGGCAUUUGAAGUGGCUAAUACAAUUGCUAAGGGUGCAAAUUUAUUUCAAUCACUUUCAGAAGAAAAUGUCCAGUUACUGAAGAAAGAUAUUUUAAAUUCUCAAGGAGUUCAACUAUUAGUUUCCACAGACAUGAAGGAGUUGCUAAGUAUCGCCGCAUCUGAUAAAAGGGAAGAGCUUGAUGUUUUUUCACGGGAAGUGAUUAGAUUUGGAGAUCUAUGUAAAGAUCCACAGUGGCACAACCUCCAUCGCUUCUUUUCCGGAUUAGAUUCAGAGAAUUCGAUUCACACACAGCAAAGAGCAGGGGCAGAAAUGGCGAUGCGGGAGUUAACUGUUCUUGCUCAACACACUUCCGAACUAUACCAUGAAUUUAAUUCUUUGGACAGAUUUGAACAAGAUUACCAGCAAAAGGUUGAGGAAGUGGAAGCCUUGAAUCUCCAACGAAGAGGAGAGAGUCUUAAGAUUUUACACAGUGAGUUAAAACAACAAAGAAAGCUUGUAAAGACCUUGAAAAAGAAAUCUCUUUGGUCUAGAAAUUUGGAGGAGAUUGUGGAGAAGCUUGUAGACAUUGUUACUCAUACACAUCAAGCAAUCUCUGAAGCUUUUGGCAAUAAUGGUCUGGUGUUUAGUGCCAAUCAAAGGAAAGAUCCUUCAAGGCUGGGUAUCGCUGGUCUUGCAUUACACUAUGCCAAUGUCAUCAAUCAGAUAGAUAACAUUGCAUCUCGACCCACCUCCCUCCCUCCAAAUAUGAGGGACACAUUAUACAAUGGGUUGCCAAACAGUGUCAAGACAGCUUUACGAUCCCGAUUGCAGGCUCUUGAUGCAAAAGAACAGCUUUCAGUUUCUCAGAUUAAGGCUGAAAUGGAAAAAACUCUUCACUGGCUGGUUCCAGUUGCUACCAAUACUAACAAAGCACAUCAGGGUUUUGGAUGGGUUGGAGAAUGGGCAAAUUCUGGUCCGGAAUUCGGCAAGAGCACAAAUGCGCACAACAGCAUGAUUCGUCUUCAGUCACUUUAUCAUGCUGAUAAGCAGAAAACAGAUCUAUACAUCCUCGAACUGGUCACAUUGCUUCACCAACUAAUUUUCAUAGUUAGACAUAAAGACAAUGGAUCAAAGCUUCCACCUGCAAGGUCUCCAACUCGGAAGGGAGUGAAUUUACCGGGCAGAAUGCAAAGGCUUCUAUCCUUGGAUUUUGGUAUUAAAUCUCACAAAGCUCAACUGUCACAGGAAGAUAGAAAUUUGUUGGAUGAUGUGACGGGGAGGAGGAAAGGGAUCUUAGGAGUGAGCAAAAGUCAGGAGUUUAUUAUUGUGAAGAAGAGAGAUAACAGGUUUUGGGCUUUGAGUAGGAGCACAGGGAGUUCACCUAAUAGGGAGAUGGCUGCGAGACGAAACUCGGAGCAUUGCAACAAUGUUUUGGAUGUUAUGGAUGGAUUAGAUACGACAUUUUGAGAGCCUAAAACACCACAUUCAUGGUUCAUUAUUUUUCUUGUCAAUUAUACCAAAGUUUCGUUGUAAAUAUAUCUGAAUGUGAGCGAGUUCUCAUCUUGUAUAUAACUUUUAUACAUGGUGCUUUAGUAUUAUACUAUAAUAUAUUUUUUAAUAAAAAAAAUUAGACUAUUAAAAUUA
This is a messenger RNA of Humulus lupulus (European hop), 2491 nucleotides long. Its product is annotated as protein PSK SIMULATOR 2. Lineage: Eukaryota; Viridiplantae; Streptophyta; Magnoliopsida; Rosales; Cannabaceae. The record is from RefSeq and is a predicted model, not a curated record. Gene Ontology annotation, biological process: positive regulation of growth. Bases 467 to 2314 code for a protein of 615 amino acids. The transcript has 13 exons.